GCCCACUUUGAUUACUCCGUCCACACGCACUACAUCACUGCAUUUCCCUCUUUAAUCUUGGAAGAAUACCCUGCGACACUGUUUACUUUAUUUUCAUGUGAAGGCUACCCGUUCAAUCUCGUCACAAAUGGAUCCUCAUACUCCUGGUUGUAGUGAUGAAAAGAGUCUGGACAACGACAAUUUUUGCUACCCAGAUGUCGAAGGUGGUUUUAACUCUUCAAGCUCGGCAGGUGGAACUUUCAAGACUACCGAAGAGAUUAUUUCGGAACUUCGGCGUGAAAACUUCAGACUCCGCUUAAUGUGUUUUGACUAUGAGAAAGCUAGGAAGCGAAUGAUUAACCCUCAAGAUGCGGAAUCAUCUAGGUUGUUCUCAGUGGAAGCCGAAAAUUUGACUUUAAAAGAAGUAUUGGCUGAGAAAACAAAUCUUCUUCGUUCGGCUUCGAAAACGAUCGACGCUCUGAAGGAAGAAAAUAACUUACUCAAUGAGAAACUACACGAAUGGGAAGAAAAGUUGCACGAAAAUAACACGGCUUGGCGACGGCAGUACGACGCUCUUUAUCUUCAGUUGCAACAGGCGAAGAAUGUGAUUCAGUCGUUUGAGUUUCAGUCAUCAACUCACAAACGGCAAGAUAGUGGUCACUUGCGUGACCUAAUCAGCCACAUCUCGGAGCCCGGAGUCAGCCCCACGACGAACAAAACGGAAGCGGACCAAGGGCAGUUGAAAACCACACGGUUGUUCUCAGAACCCGGAAAAUCUUCGAGUUCUCAACAACGUACCGACAAAGGGAUAUCGCGACUUGAUGAAAUCGACGUUCUCGAAGUAUCACGUGAUAUACACAAGUCGUGUCAGGACCACUUGAUGCACUGUUCCCUCGACCAUUUGUCGAGCUUUAUCCUUUUUUCCCCUCGGGCACUAGCUCACAAAUUCCACCUAUCCACCGAACGUUUUUCACAGAUACCCACGUUUACCGGAGUUUUGAGUCUACACAUACCCGCCCAGCAACUGUUCGAUAUGUUAACGCGAUCGUUUUGUGUGCCGGCAACCUAUUCAACACAUACCACCUUGUAUCAAAAUUCGACGUUGGUUGCGUGGGCUGGCUCUCUUGCGGUUGCAAAUCUUACCUAUUAG
Molecule: messenger RNA, 1129 nt
Organism: Dicrocoelium dendriticum
Lineage: Eukaryota; Metazoa; Platyhelminthes; Trematoda; Plagiorchiida; Dicrocoeliidae
Source: the annotation of a GenBank genome assembly